AUGGGUAAAUUGAAUUCCAAAAUAUCUAUUAUAAUAGGAAAAAUAAAAAAAAAUAAAAAAAAAAAUAAAAAUUUUAAAGAGAGUCUGAGUGUGGGAAAUUUAAAUGUAAUACAAAAAAAAUUUUAUUAA
Dictyostelium discoideum AX4 is the source of this 129-nucleotide messenger RNA. RefSeq lists its product as hypothetical. Bases 1 to 129 code for a protein of 42 amino acids. The record is from RefSeq and is a predicted model, not a curated record. NCBI's taxonomy places the organism in Eukaryota, Evosea, Eumycetozoa, Dictyosteliales, Dictyosteliaceae. The transcript has 3 exons.